AUGGACAGAGAGACGGACGGACAGAGAGACGGACAGAGAGACAGAGAGACGGACGGACAGAGAGACGGACAGACAGACGGACAGAGAGACAUGUCCAUGGUUGCCACCUUCAGAUCUGCCAGAUACGUCAUCGUGGCCACUCCCCCCGGGCUGAUCCUCAAGAUGCACUUUAACCCGGAGCUGCCCCCCCUCAGGAACCAGCUGAUCUACAGGGUCCCCAUGGGCUCCGUCAUCAAAUGCAUGGUCUACUACAAGGAGAACUUCUGGAGGAAAAAGGGUUACUGCGGUACCAUGGUGAUCGAGGAGGAGGGGGCUCCUAUCGGCCUGACUCUGGACGACACUAAGCCUGAUGGGACGGUUCCUGCUAUCAUGGGAUUCAUCCUGGCCCGGAAGUGCAGGAAGCUGGCAGGUCUGACCAAAGAGGAGAGGCUGAAGAGGAUCUGUGAGAUCUACUCCAGAGUUCUGGGCUCCCAGGAGGCUCUCCAUCCGGUGCACUACGAGGAGAAGAACUGGUGUGAGGAGGAGUACUCUGGAGGCUGCUACACGGCUUAUUUCCCUCCUGGAACCCUGACCCAGUUUGGCCGGUAG
Cyprinodon variegatus (sheepshead minnow) is the source of this 588-nucleotide messenger RNA. RefSeq names its product amine oxidase [flavin-containing]-like. NCBI's taxonomy places the organism in Eukaryota, Metazoa, Chordata, Actinopteri, Cyprinodontiformes, Cyprinodontidae. Gene Ontology annotation, molecular function: oxidoreductase activity. The transcript has 6 exons. Bases 1 to 588 code for a protein of 195 amino acids. The record is from RefSeq and is a predicted model, not a curated record.